Messenger RNA from Scaptodrosophila lebanonensis, 2199 nucleotides. Its product is annotated as inhibitor of growth protein 3-like. Gene Ontology annotation, biological process: regulation of DNA-templated transcription. The record is from RefSeq and is a predicted model, not a curated record. Gene Ontology annotation, cellular component: NuA4 histone acetyltransferase complex. Lineage: Eukaryota; Metazoa; Arthropoda; Insecta; Diptera; Drosophilidae.
UGAAUUUUUUGCAUUAGUUGGUGCUGCAUUCUUUUUAACACGCUUAUAAAAUAGCGUGCGCAUUUUACAAUUUAUUGAGCUAAGCAGAAAAUAGCUGCAAGUCCGCCAUGCUAUACUUGGAGGACUAUUUGGAGAUGAUUGAGCAUCUACCACAAGAGUUGCGCGACCGCUUCACAGAAAUGCGCGAACUCGAUCUGGCUGUGCAGAAUAAUAUGGACUCGCUGGACAAGAAGUCCCGUCUGUUUUUCCAGCAAUGCAAGCGCGGCGAACUACAAAACGAGUCCAUCAAUACUGAAUUCCACAACCUGCGCCGUGAGUACUACAAAGUGAUGGAGGACGCUGAGGAAAAGGUGGCCAUAGCCACACAGAUUCAUGAGCUUGUCGAGCGUUACUUGAGACGCCUAGACAGCGAGCUUUUUAAGUUCAAAUGUGAGUUGGAGGCUGACAAUAAUGGUAUUACUGAAAUAUUGGAGAAACGCUCUUUGGAGCUCGAUGGUAACAACUCGUCAGCGGCUACAGCUUUGCUUAUGAGCAUUACAAAAGAGAAUCGUUAUUAUGGCGCUAACGUCGGCAACAGUGUAAUGACCACGAGUCUUAACAGCAGCUCGGGCAUCCUCACAAGCUCCGGCGGAAGCCUGGGAACUGCCAGCGUCUUGGGUGGCGGAGGUGGUAGUGUUGGCGGUACCAGUGUUUCCAGUGCUGGCGCCGGCAUUACUGCUCUCAGCAGCUUGACCAGCGCCCAGAUAUCCGGCAAUGCUGUGGGUCAUCCACGCCAUCGCAAGCUAGAUAAGCGCCGUGAAACGAUUUGCACAGUGCCCUUGCCGGAGAAACGCGUUAAUUUAAAUCAUUCGUUGCCAACCGUGAGCAACGCUGGCGCCGGCGCUGCUGCCGUCAAUGCAUCUGCAAAUCAUGUGAGCAGCAGCACUAAUAAUACCAACAGCAUUAGCAGCACGGGAAGCAGCAAUACUCAUGUCACCUUGCCAGUAGCUGGAAGCGCUGUUCCAGUUGCCACCGCUGGUGGUGCCGGUGCCACAGUUGUCCGGCAGUUAUCCUCGAAUUUGACAGCACAUGGCGUGUUGCAGAGCAAUGCAGCUGCUACUGCUGUUGCAACCAAUGCUGGCACUUCCACCAGUCAUCCCAGCACCAGCACAGUAAGCUACAACCUCCAGCAAUUAGGCGGCGUGGGAGCCGCCUCGAGUGCUAUUGCAGCUGCCGCAAGCCAAGCCAUCGUGGCCACCCAACAAAUGCAGCAGGGCCGACGCACAGCCAGCUUGAAGGCCAGCUAUGAGGCAAUACAUGGCGCCGGCGUGGCCGGUAAUAACGAAUUCUGGACAGCCGCUAAUGUGGUAGCGGCGCAGAGUACCAUUCAGCCCAGCUCGGCAGCAUUAGGUGGAGCUAGCAGCAGCACCUCCCAUCAUCAUCACCACCAUCAUCAGGAGAAGAAGCAGAAAAAGAAACUGGGGAGCGGUAUUACCAUGACCAACACGCUGGCGGUACAAUCAAUGGCCAACUCCUCUUCCGGAAACUCUAUCGCUUCGUCCUCAUCCUCAAUGAGUGUCGAUUCUGUGGACAUGUUGUCAAACGCUGCCACCACUGCCAUAGGCAAUUUGGGCCACAAUCCGUUGUCGCUGAGCACAGUUUCCGGAGCUGUGACAGCGGCUGCUGGUCACACAUCCACGAUUACACCAUCCAGCAACGUAGCUAAUGUGUCGAAUGUGGCCAGCGGUGGCGUAAGUACCACCUCUAUGGGUGGUGGUAUGCCUAGCACUUCAAUAGCCCCCGGUGCUAAUCUGACGAUUGGCGAAAAUGGAUUGGUCGUUGAGCAGACAAACGAGGGCGAAUGGUCCUACGAUCCGAACGAGCCCCGCUACUGCACCUGCAACCAGGUCAGCUAUGGUGACAUGGUUGCUUGCGACAACGACGCUUGUCCCUACGAAUGGUUCCAUUACCCAUGUGUCGGCAUUACCCAGCCUCCCAAAGGCAAAUGGUAUUGUCCGAAGUGCACGGCCUCCAUGCGUCGUCGUGGCAAUCGCAAGAAUUGAUGUCGAUUGCCAAUGCUAUAGCUAUAAUCAGCAGCGCGCAGUUGUAUUUUUACUUCGCCUCCUCCACAACCUUUCCCGCUUCAUUGCGGAUGCUAAUAAAAUUGGUCUACUGUGGUCGUUAGUUACGGAUAAAUACAACCAAAUUAUAACACAUAAA